Molecule: messenger RNA, 3872 nt
Organism: Anopheles cruzii
Lineage: Eukaryota; Metazoa; Arthropoda; Insecta; Diptera; Culicidae
Product: E3 ubiquitin-protein ligase MARCHF6
Exons: 3
Coding region: 578-3775 (1065 amino acids)
Cellular component (GO): endoplasmic reticulum membrane
Molecular function (GO): zinc ion binding
Source: RefSeq, a predicted model, not a curated record
CAAUAUUUCGGAUCGUCGUCCCCGUAAAAAAACUGCUUAGACGUGUUCCGAAAAAAUACGUUUUCUUUUCGAUGCACACUUCACAAUCGAAUCGAUAAUUCGCGGAUAGGGAAAGUGGUGGCGGCUCGGUGGAUCAACAAAGCAAUCUUCGACCGCAUUCAGUGUCAUCGAGGUCGGGGUCGCGCCGUCUACACGAAUUCGUCGGCUGUUAGGAAGUUGCGCGGUUAAAAAAAGAGGCGAAACGCAAUUCCUUCGUUUCCCCCUCCGGCAGGCUCGACCCAAUACAAGCCGUUUGCCGUGAUUGCUGCGAGUGUGGUGUGCGGUAAAAGCAACCCGUUCGAAGGUCAGAGCGGCCGUUUAGAAAAUCAGGUGCUUAAUCAAAGAGCAAAGGUUUCACGGUCCGUGGACUCUCGAGGACAGGGCCUGUUUCUUUCGUGCCAGUGCCACAAUGCUGGUAGUGUUUCGGGUUGGUUCGCGUUGUAGCCAGCGAGCAUCCACCGGAACACAGUGAGUAGUAGCACCUCUUGAGCAGCUGGAUCGCGUAAUCCCUGGAAAGGAGUACAACACGGCUGCAACGAUGGAGGGCGACAUCUGCCGGGUGUGCCGCUGCGAGGCGCAGUCCGAUCGUCCCCUCUUUCACCCGUGCAUCUGUACCGGAAGCAUCAAGUGGAUCCACCAGGACUGCCUGAUGCAGUGGAUGCGUUACUCGCGCAAGGAGUACUGCGAGCUGUGUGGCCACCGGUUCUCGUUCACGCCGAUCUACGCGCCCGACAUGCCACGCGUACUCCCGCUCAAGUACGUGGCCAAAGGUCUGCUCAGCUCGGUCGGUACAGCCGUGCAGUACUGGAUACACUACACUCUCGUGGCGCUGGCAUGGCUCGGGGUGGUUCCGCUGACGGCGUACCGUACUUAUCGGUUCCUGUUUUCCGGUUCGAUCGAAAUGGUGCUUACACUCCCGAUCGACAUGUUUUCUACCGAAAACAUUACCAUCGACGUGUUUCGCGGAUGUUUCGUGGUAACCUGCACCCUGUUCACCUUCAUCGGCUUGGUGUGGCUCCGGGAGCAGAUCAUUCACGGUGGCGGGCCCGAGUGGUUGGAACGGGACGAUCCUCAGGCCCCGGAAGGCGGUGCUGCGGGACCCCCUAAUGUUGCCGCACAGGGUAACCAGGCUGCAGGAAACGGAGUGGACGGUGGUGAGCAUGGAGCCGGAGCUGGUCCGGGAGGUGCCGAUGCUGCAGCGGGCGCACCGGGAGCAGCCGUCCCCGGUGCCAACAAUAACAACAACAAUGAUGAUGAUAAUAACAAUGAGGAAGAGCACAACAACAACAACAAUAACAACUUUGUUGAUAAUAACCUGCUCAACCGCCUGCAAGAAAGGCCGCCACAGCCCCCGCAAGAACCGGCGGCGGCGGUCAAUGAUGAACCGCAACGCUAUCGCGGCGGCGGCGGCGGACGAAUCGUCAACUUUCCGGAAGUUCCGCCCGAUAACGUGCCAAUAGAUCCGGCAGAGCCACCACCGCCGGCAGCGGAUGGUGAUCAACCCGCCGAUGCCGCCGGUGGCAUCAACGAACCAGAAGCGGCCGCCGACGAAGCCAACUGGAAUCCGAUGGAGUGGGAACGAGCGGCAGAAGAGCUCACUUGGGAGCGGCUGCUCGGUCUCGACGGUUCGAUGGUGUUUCUAGAACACGUUUUUUGGGUCGUUUCUCUCAACACCGCGUUCAUCGUGAUUUUCGCCUUUUGUCCGUACUCGAUCGGAAACUUUCUCAUCUCCUUUCUGGGCAUCAUCACGCCCGGCAAACCGUUGAUGCACUUCCACGGUCUGCUCACAACGCUGCUUGGGUACUGCGUGAUCGGCAUUACGUUGGUGAAGCUUCACGCCAUCGCCCGCUUUCUGCGCUGGCGCCGUCAACGCCGCAUCCUGGGCCUUUGCUACAUCGUCGUGAAGGUGUCCUUGCUGUCGGUGGUCGAAAUUGGCGUGCUGCCGCUCGUCUGUGGCUGGUGGUUGGACAUUUGCUCACUGCCGAUGUUUGACGCUACGCUCAAGGAUCGGAAAGCAAGCUUCCGGGCCGCUCCCGGCACCUCGCUGUUCAUUCACUGGAUGUUCGGGAUGGUCUAUGUGUAUUACUUCGCGUCCUUCAUCGUGCUCCUGCGGGAAGUGCUCCGCCCUGGGGUCCUGUGGUUCCUACGCAACCUAAACGAUCCCGACUUUAGCCCCAUUCAGGAAAUGAUUCACCUUUCCAUACUGCGCCACACCCGACGAUUGAUCUCGUCGGCAAUCAUCUUCGGAUCGGCCGUGCUGCUCAUGCUCUGGGCACCUAUUCAAAUCCUGAAAUCGUUCUGGUCCACAUUCCUACCGUACACGCUUUCGGGCGAUGCCGAAGUGAACGAACUGAGCCUCCAACUGUUGCUGCUGCAGUUUGUUUUGCCGGGUUUCUUCGAACAAUCGCAUACACGCAUCUGGUUGAAGGGUUUGGUUCGGAUCUGGUGCAACGUUGUGGCCCGCUUGCUUGGCAUAAAAAGCUAUCUGCUGGGGGUCGAAGUACGCCUUAACGAAGACGAUCCUGCGGCAGCCCGGAACCAGCAGCAACAACAACCGGAAGUCGGUGCCGGUCUAGCAGCAGCUCACCAAGCGAUCAUGCAACGGGACGUACCGAUCGGGUUUCAGCCUUACGAUCGCCCCCCGUUUUUCGCAAUCCGUCUCGUUGGCCUGCUCGUGCUUAUGGGCAUCAGCCUGGCAAUCGGUUCCCUAGCCAUACUGACGAUUCCGGUGUGGAUUGGUCGCUAUGGUUUGGCCCUCGGAUCGGUCGGUUCCUCAAACAUUACACCAUCCGCCAGCGCAGCACCCGCCAGUGGUGGCUCAGAACCCUCCGCAAGACCGCACGAGCUCUAUACGGCCGCCAUCGGUACGUAUCUGUGCUGGCUACUGUCGCGCGGCAUCGCGAUCGCCGUAAACCUGUUCCCGCAGGGCCGGGAAGCCGUCAUUGCACGCAUCAAACACUGGAUGUCGGUGGCCACCUCGUACGCGAUGGCCGCCAUCGUGUUCGUGCACAUGCUGGGCGUGAUACCGCUCAUGUUUGGUCUGCUGCUCGAGCUGGUGGUUGUGAUACCGUUGCGUGUGCCGCGGGACCAAACCCCGGUCCUGUUCCUCUGGCAGGAUUGGGCACUGGGUGUGCUCUACACAAAAAUUGCUUGCGCCUUGACCCUCAUGGGGCCCGAUUGGACGCUCAAGCGGGCCAUCGAACAGGCAUAUCGGGACGGAUUGCGUGAUAUGAAUCUGCGCUUCAUCAUUCGCGAGCUGGGUAUACCGGUGAUCACGUGCUUCGGUCUCGCACUUGCCGUGCCGUAUGUGAUCGGUCACUCGUUCCUACCGCUCUUCUUUACCAACCCGAUGACGCGCGCACUGUUCGCGCGCGAAAUUUAUCCGUUCUUCCUGCUAGUCGCGUUCGUCAUUGGCAUCAUCGUGCUGCAGGUUCGCCAAUUCAAGAACCUGUACGUAGCCAUAAAAAACGACAAGUAUCUGGUAGGCCAGCGAUUAGUAAACUACGAUCACCAGCGCAAAAAACGGCGUGCAUCUGGCUCAACGAGCGGUGGCGAGGAAAAUACUGCCGGACCCUCCGCACCAGUAGUCGCAUCGUCAUCGUCGACGGCGGCAGACCAACAACAACCGCCCGGUGAAGAUGUCGAAAGAACCACACUGGAAGCCGGGCCGGAUGCUCCGCGCAGCGCGCACUCGAAUAUAACGCUGCAGCAAGCGAUGGAAGAAGCUGUACAAUAGUAGAACAAUCAUAUUUUUGGAUGUUACGAGAUAUUUUUUUAAAUUAAACUAGAUGAUAAUAGAUUGGCAAUGUUUUUCUUUUCUUUCUGUUACCCUA